Messenger RNA from Chaetomium fimeti, 2225 nucleotides. Its product is annotated as L-Aspartase-like protein. Gene Ontology annotation, cellular component: mitochondrion; tricarboxylic acid cycle heteromeric enzyme complex. The record is from RefSeq and is a predicted model, not a curated record. The transcript is spliced from 3 exons. Lineage: Eukaryota; Fungi; Ascomycota; Sordariomycetes; Sordariales; Chaetomiaceae. Gene Ontology annotation, molecular function: fumarate hydratase activity. Bases 481 to 2097 code for a protein of 538 amino acids. Gene Ontology annotation, biological process: fumarate metabolic process; malate metabolic process; tricarboxylic acid cycle.
UCAGGCCGGCGUCCGUUUUCUUGCAAGCCGGCCUGGCUUCUUGUUAGUUACCUACCUAUAUACUCUCGGCCGUGUUUUGUUCCUGCUCCCAUUUUCAGGGGCUCGCCGUUGCUAUGGGAAACUCAUGUUGGAUGUGACAGGGGUUCGACUUCUGUUUCCGAAGCACGUUGCCGAUUCGCGAUCGGGAUCUUCCGGACCGGAGAACCGGAUCAGCCAAGUUUGUUGGGGAGACCAGGAUCCGGACACCGAGAGCAGUUUGGUCGCCAUUGAGGGAAAAAAAAAAUUAAGGAAAGCGUGCAAUUUUUGCGCAUCGUCGUUAACUUAUCCCAUAUCACGGUCCGUUGGGAAUAUUUCGUAUCAUAUUACUGAAUUUCCCGCAUCACGGGCGCAUCGCUGCGGUUUUUAAAGCUCUGAUCACCUUCCGCACUCGGUUACAGGCCGACUUUUUAGCUUUGACGGAGGAGUCAGGAGACUUCCAGCAUGCUUCGAUCGGUUCGCGUGUCCGGGCCCGCAAUGGGUGGCAGCCUUGGUGUGCCGAGGACAGCCAUCAGACCCCUCAGCACAUGUCUGAAAGCGUCAUCCCGAGCGUCGUCCUAUGCCCCGGUUUCGUCAUUUGCAGCCCGUCCGGUAACAACCUCCACAAUUCAGCACCAAAGAUACUUUCACGGUAGUGCGACAAGGAUGGCGGCCCAAACGAGAACCGAGAGUGAUGCCUUUGGCGAGGUCCAGGUGCAGGCCGACAAGUACUGGGGAGCACAGACGGAGCGUUCCCUCGAGAACUUCCGCAUCAACCAGCCCCAGGACCGGAUGCCGCCGCCCAUCGUCAAGGCGUUUGGCAUCCUGAAGGGCGCUGCGGCGACGGUCAAUAUGCGCUAUGGUCUUGACCCCGCCAUUGGCAAGGCCAUCCAGCAGGCCGCGAAGGAGGUCGCGGACCUCAAGCUGCUCGACCACUUCCCCCUCGUCGUCUGGCAGACGGGCUCCGGCACGCAGUCCAACAUGAACGCCAACGAGGUCAUCAGCAACCGGGCGAUUGAGAUCCUCGGUGGGACAAUGGGUUCUAAAAAGCCGGUGCACCCCAACGACCACGUCAACCGCUCCGCCUCGUCCAACGACACCUUCCCGACCGUCAUGCACAUCGCGGCCGUCCUGGAGAUCGAGGGCGAGCUGAUCCCGGCGCUACGCAGCCUGCGGGCGGCGCUGCAGGCUAAGGUGGACGAUUUCGAGGCCAAGAAGAUCAUCAAGAUCGGGCGCACUCAUCUGCAGGACGCCACCCCCCUGACGCUGGCCCAGGAGUUCAGCGGCUACGUCGCGCAGCUCGACUUCGGCAUCAAGCGCGUCGAGAGCUCGCUGCCGGACCUGCGUCUCCUGGCGCAAGGCGGCACGGCGGUUGGGACGGGCAUCAACACGUUUGAGGGCUUCGCCGAGGGGAUCGCGGAGGAGGUCAGCAAGAUGACGGGGACCGAGUUCAAGACGGCGCCCAACAAGUUCGAGGCGCUGGCGGCGCACGACGCCAUCGUGCAGGCGCACGGAAGCCUCAACACGCUCGCGGCGUCGCUCAGCAAGAUCGCGCAGGACAUCCGCUACCUGGGCAGCGGCCCGCGGUGCGGCCUCGGCGAGCUGGUGCUGCCCGAGAACGAGCCCGGCAGCUCCAUCAUGCCCGGCAAGGUCAACCCGACUCAGUGCGAGGCACUCACCAUGGUGUGCGCGCAGGUCAUGGGCAACCACGUGGCCUGCACCAUCGGCGGGAUGAACGGCCAGUUCGAGCUCAACGUCUACAAGCCGCUGGUGAUCCGCAACCUGCUGCACAGCGUCCGGCUGCUGUCGGACGGCAUGCGCAGCUUCGAGCGCAACCUGGUGGCUGGGCUCCAGGCGAACGAGGAGAAGAUUUCCAGCAUCAUGAAGGAGUCGCUCAUGCUGGUUACGUGCCUCAACCCCAAGAUCGGCUACGACAUGGCCAGCAAGGUGGCCAAGAACGCGCACAAGAAGGGCCUGACGCUCAAGGAGAGCGCCAUGGAGCUGAAGGCGCUGACAGAGGAGGAGUUUGACACCCUCGUCAAGCCUGAGCUCAUGGUCGGCCCCAAGCCGUACAAGGGCUAGAUUGGGAGUCCCAUGUUAUUUUCCAACCAGGACGGUGGGAGCGCUGGCAGAAGCCAUUUUUGGUUCUGACCAAAAAGUUCCAAGAUGGUGGAUUGCUACAAGCGGCGCGCCGCCAUCUUCUAACAAGU